AACAACAGGGAGUUUGUCCUGCAAAUGAUUUUUUAAUAUAUGCCAUUUCAAUGGUUGGUAGAUGGUUUUUGUAUUUGUUUUGGUCCAGCUACAUAUAGCAUAAACUGCACAUUUAAUUACUACAUCAGGAUUAAGUUAAGACUAACAUUUCCCACACCAGUUUGUGAGAAAGGAGGAUGAGGCAAGAUGGGAAGGUGAAAGAAUUACCUUAGGACAAAUUACUACCUAGGUUCUCACAAAAAUAUGGGUGAGGUUUUGUUUUCAGGUUGGCUCCUGCAGCUUCCUGAUCAGAAGCAGUGAAACAGGCUUUAGUGGUCUGCAACCCAUGGACAUAUUUGGAUCAUUUGUGCCUGGAAAAAUGACCAGCCAGGUCUAUUGUAUAAUGCUGCCAGGGGCAAGUAAUUAAUUCUUUGUUGCUCUAGGAGAAUCCAGCAGUGCCUUGGAUGUCUCUCUAGUCUUUCUGAAGAGCAUCCUGCUCAUAUACUUGAUUUAGCAGAAUAACACAUCUUUCUCAAUAACAGUAAUGUCAGCAAAAGAGACAAGGCAGAAACUCAGUCUGUGCUUGCCUGCUGCUACUAUAAAAAAAGCAGACUUACUUAGGAAAACUGACUGUAUUUCAAUUGCCCAGAAAUACUGCCCAGAGUCAGUUGAUAGGGUUGCACAGGGAGCAUGAGCACAAGAACAGCAAACCCUGCUGAAGGGAUGUGAGUUUUAAGAGAAAAAAAGUGAUUCCAAUGCUUCAAAAUUUGCAGAUCAGAGCUGUCCCACCUGUCUGUGACCUCCUGAGUGUUCUGAAAAGAGAGGAAGAAAACUGUGCUGAGACUCUCUCCCUGGAGGCAAAGAACAGAACUACAGAAAAUGAUCUGCUCCUGAGCUCAGGCAGAUGUGCUGGAAUGUGGGAUAACAUGAGCUGCUGGCCUUCAUCCCCCGUGGGACAGACUGUCAAUGCUCAGUGCCCUGAAUUCUUCCAGAUGCUGACUGGGAAAAAAGGUUUUGUGUACAGAAACUGUACAAGUGAAGGUUGGUCUGACCCAUACCCAAGACCUGAUAUCGCUUGUGGCUACAACGUCAAUGACACAACGAAUGAGGCAAGACGCUCCUAUUUCAUGACUCUGAAGACCAUGUACACCAUUGGAUACUGCACCUCCCUCGUGACGCUGAUGAUAGCCUUAGCGGUCCUGAUCUCUUUUAGAAGACUUCACUGUACGAGGAACUACAUCCACAUGCACCUCUUCACAUCAUUCAUUUUGCGAGCCUCAUCCAACUUCAUCAAGGAUGCCGUCUUGUUUUCCUCUGAAGACAUAAAUUACUGUGGAGCAUACAUGGUUGGGUGUAAGCUCACCAUGGUCUUCUUUCAGUACUGCAUCAUGUCUAACUACAGCUGGCUACUCGUGGAGGGACUGUACCUCCACACUCUCCUGGUUAUUUCCUUCUUCUCAGAAAGGAAGUUCCUCUGGUGGUUCAUCGCUCUCGGAUGGGGUGCUCCAUCUGUAUUUGUGGCUGCAUGGGCAACUGCUAGGCAACUCCAUGAAAAUAUUGGGUGUUGGGACAUCAACACUAAUGCCAAUACCUGGUGGAUCAUUAGAGGCCCUGUAGUUUUGUCUAUUUUUAUUAAUUUCAUUAUUUUUGUCAACAUUUUAAGAAUCUUGAUGAGGAAGCUCAGCUCACCUGAAGGACGGAGCAGUGAUUUCAACCAAUACAAGAGGCUUGCAAAGUCAACACUCCUCCUCAUCCCUCUCUUUGGGGUCCACUACAUAAUCUUUGCCUUUUUCCCUGAAGAUGCAAGCAGCGGCACAAUGGAAAUUCAGCUAUUUUUCGAAUUGGCUCUUGGAUCAUUCCAGGGCUUUGUUGUGGCUGUACUUUAUUGUUUUCUUAAUGGUGAGGUUCAGCUGGAAGUUCAGAGAAAAUGGAGGCAGUGGCAUUUAAGCAAACACUUGCGUCGGCAUCUCAGCACCUCAGCGAGUAACGGAGGAAAUGGCUUAACUCAAGAGAUGCAGAUGGUGAGGUCAAGUCCACCAGGGCACAGAAGAGCAACACUCCAAAGAUUGAGCAUGAUUUAACGCUGUAUGCCUGGAGGAUACCUCCAUGCUCAGAUACACAUGGCUAAGUUCCACGGACUGCACUGGGAGUCUUAUGUAUGUAUCCAAAAGUGGGACUUGGCUGUAGAUCAAUGGUUCUUGAAGCACAUCUGUUCAUUUAUAUCCUGUGUAGCAUAUUAGUUAUUUUGCAAGGCAAACCAAGCCAAAACAUGAUGCCUUUCAUUGGGCUUCUGGCCACAGUCAUUUUUGUUUCUUUCCACACCAAUAUUUUUCAGCUAUUUCUAUUUUAAAGUGACUUUUCAUUUUCCACGAGGCUGUCCAUGUUCCAGGCUAAGCCAGGCUAG
Molecule: messenger RNA, 2383 nt
Organism: Neopsephotus bourkii (Bourke's parrot)
Lineage: Eukaryota; Metazoa; Chordata; Aves; Psittaciformes; Psittacidae
Gene: SCTR
Product: secretin receptor
Exons: 12
Coding region: 735-2060 (441 amino acids)
Biological process (GO): adenylate cyclase-modulating G protein-coupled receptor signaling pathway; brain development; cell surface receptor signaling pathway
Cellular component (GO): plasma membrane
Molecular function (GO): G protein-coupled peptide receptor activity; peptide hormone binding; secretin receptor activity
Source: RefSeq, a predicted model, not a curated record